ACCGGGGAGGGGCCCCGCAGAGUCGGGCGAGGGGAGGAAAGCCGCCGGGCUGGAGGGAUGGCCGGAUGUCCCGGCCCGCAGCCCUGAGCGCGGCGGUGGCGGUGGCGGCGGCGGCGCUGGUGGUCGCGCUGCUCGUGCUGCAGCCUGAGGACACGGGGCCGGGGGCCGGCUCCAGCAUGGCUGAGACAGAAGCGCUACCGAGGCUUCGGGAAGACUUCAGGAUGCAGAAUAAAUCCGUCUUUAUUUUGGGUGCCAGCGGGGAAACCGGCAGAGUGCUCUUGAAAGAAAUCCUGGAGCAGGGCCUGUUUUCCAAAGUCACGCUGAUUGGCCGGAGGAAGCUCACCUUCGACGAGGAAGCUUAUAAAAACGUGAAUCAAGAAGUGGUGGACUUUGAGAAAUUGGAUGACUAUGCUUCUGCCUUUCAAGGUCAUGAUGUUGGAUUCUGUUGCCUGGGUACCACCAGAAGGAAAGCUGGGGCGGAGGGAUUUGUUCAUGUUGAUCGAGAUUACGUACUGAAGUCUGCAGAGCUGGCAAAAGCUGGAGGGUGCAAACAUUUCAACUUGCUGUCCUCUAAGGGAGCUGAUAAGUCAAGCAAUUUUUUAUAUCUGCAAGUCAAGGGAGAAGUGGAAGCUAGGGUUGAAGAGUUAAAAUUUGAUCGUUACUCCAUAUUUAGGCCCGGAGUUCUAUUAUGUGAUAGGCAAGAAUUUCGCCCAGGUGAAUGGUUGGUUAGGAAGUUCUUUGGCUCCUUACCAGAAUCUUGGGCCAGCGGUCACUCUGUGCCAGUGAUGACUGUGGUUAGAGCAAUGCUGAACAACGCAGUGAGACCAAGUGACAAGAAGAAGGAACUGCUGGAUAACGAGGCCAUCUACGACCUGGGGAAAGCUGAUGGCUCUCUCAAGCCGUGACCACACUGGAGAAAUGCUUUCUAUUGUCAAACUCAACACCCAUCACCUAAUUGGUAAUUGCAGGGUCUAAAAAAGACAUGUGCUUUAACUGUGGUUUCACUAUUCUCAGUCGCCCAGAUCCAAUCAAAAAAUGAUCGUGCUCUGCAUCAGCAUUUUAGAGCCUGAUUGUACAUAGGUAGACAUCACCCUGGGAGCCUUUCAAAAAUAGAGAUCCAGCAGCUCCCUGGUGGUCUAGUGUCUCGUGUUCGGCGCAGAAAUGAGAGGUUCAUAGCCCCUACCUCAAACUUUCUCAAUCAGAAUUUUGGGGGCAUGGGCACAGAAAUCUGUUGUUUUAUUUAAGCUUCUCUUAUGGUUCUGAUGCCACUGGUGGGGAGGCCAGCUUUGAAAGCUUGUCUGCAGAGUCACAGCAGCAGUGAAAACUUUAUGUAUCAUGCAGAUGAGUCCUGAACAAAAAUUGUUGACAUUUGUGUCUCUGAGUUACCCAGUGCUGACUGCAUGUUAAUUGUGUAAGUGAACAUUGUGCCUUACUAUUUCUUUAGACUAUAUAAUAAAAGUUAUUAUAUAACUGAGCUUAUAUAAUUCAUGGGAGAAUUAAAUAGAAGAAUUAAAAUAAAUGGACAAGUCGUGGGUUCCCUUAGAUUGUUAGAAAAUGCCCAGGUAUCGGUGGUAAUAUGCAGUAUUUUGGCCAAUGGGAUUAUAGAAUAGCAGCUAAUAUAUAUCAAGUGCUUGUUAAUUGCCAGUUUUUACACAUGAUGUCUGUCCUUUAACCCUCCAGACAAUCUUUAUAAUUCUUACAGGCAGUACUAUCAUCCCCCUAUCUUAGGUGGGGAAACCGAGGCUCACUGUGGUUAAAUGCCUUGCCCAAGGACUUAAAGCUGAAGCCUGAAGCUAGGAAAUGGCAGAGCCAGGAUUGUAACCCAAGUGAACCUGAAUCCAUAGCUUCUGUUUUUAACUACUCUGCAAGAGCAUCCAGUACCUGUAUAUUUCCAGGAAGUUCCAGUUAAUUGUUACUGGAUCAGUACAUGCCACGGAUGAAUACAAUAGAAAUGUUUGGGUUUCUUCAUUGGUCUAGGAUCCCUCUAAUGAUUAACUACAAAAUGUUCACAUAGCCAGUAAAUGUAUAUCUCAAAGUGCUUCACUUUAAAAACUAUGGAAAAGGAAAGGAAGAGGCAGAAGGAAGGGUCAAAGUCAAGAGGAACACACUGUUAAUUUCCAUCAUGGAACAAAGGAUAGUAGUGAAAUUUGUCUUAACUUCUGUGCUGGGGGAAGCAAAGUAAUAAAUUU
Molecule: messenger RNA, 2189 nt
Organism: Eubalaena glacialis (North Atlantic right whale)
Lineage: Eukaryota; Metazoa; Chordata; Mammalia; Artiodactyla; Balaenidae
Gene: HTATIP2
Product: HIV-1 Tat interactive protein 2
Exons: 6
Coding region: 66-905 (279 amino acids)
Biological process (GO): import into nucleus
Cellular component (GO): cytoplasm
Source: RefSeq, a predicted model, not a curated record